AUGAAAAGGCCUGCUGCGUUCAACAAUAGCCAGCUGCCUAAGCGUGGCAAGAAGCCCAUCUCCAUCGGCAGUUGUUGCAGUGGAUGGUGCAGCGAACUGAUCGCAGCAGACUCCCUGAAGUUGUGCUGGGAGUCUGAGUUUGCUUGCGACUGCGAUGCAAAUGUGGCUAAGUUGAAUGGGCACAUGCAUAGCCACAAGCGCUGGUUCGACGAUGUCUAUGACCGUGCUUUCAUGGCAGAGACGUGCUCAGUGGACUUUUUCAUGGCGGGGUUUCCAUGUCAGGACUUCUCGCUCGCAGGCAGCGGCGCAGGGAUAGCAGGCUCCAGCGGGAAGGUCUUGCUUCAGGUGGUCACCUGGAUCAAGGCCAAACAGCCUCGAAGUUUCCUGCUCGAGAAUGUGCAGGGGCUAUACCUAUGCCACAAGGAUGUUUUGCUCUGGCUGCUGAAAGAGCUAUCAGAUAUGAGGGAUGGACAGGGCAAGCCAGUCUACCGGGUCAAGUGGACAAUAUUGGAUUGCAAAACUCACGGUGGUAUCCCUCAAUCCCGUGAGAGGGUGUUCAUUGCGGGUGUGAAGCAGCGACAUUUGACAGGUUACAUUGAAUGGCCACAGGAGGUCCCCAUGGUGCCGAUUACCAAGUUCAUCAAAGGCGGGGCAAAGCCAGAAGGGAUCAAGUUUCCUGGCCUGAUGCCGACUGGUGAGGGUGCAAAGCAAAGAUUGACAGCGCAGCUCCAGAAGAUGCGUGCUGAAGGACUCGACCCAUUGAGCGAGCCUUAUGUGAUUGAUGUUGAUGGUUCCAGCAUUCACCUGCAGUAUGGCCUUUCACCGUGUUUGACCCGCACCCGCUGCGGCAACGGCGGCCAUUGGCUAAGUUGGAAGCAAAGGAAAAUGACACGAGAUGAAGUGUUGCUUCUGAGCGGCAUGGAUCCCAAACGGGUGCCUGAAGGGAUCAUCACAGACAAGAAUUUGUUGCGCAUAGCCGGCAACGCUGUGCCAAUACCGCUGUUGGCCCGGGUCAUGCGUAGUGUUCUUACGGCUGCAGGUCUGCUUUGA
Molecule: messenger RNA, 1050 nt
Organism: Durusdinium trenchii
Lineage: Eukaryota; Dinophyceae; Suessiales; Symbiodiniaceae
Source: the annotation of a GenBank genome assembly